AUGCCGUCUAUCGCCUUGCGCGCCGCUUUGGCGCUUCCUGCCCUUGCUCCUGUCGCCAAUGCGGCUUAUUCCAUUGCAAGCAAUGACGACAUCAAGACGACUGCUAAAUCACUUGCUUAUGACACCAUGAGCUACUACAAGGGAAACACCUCGGGCCAGACGCCUGGUAUCCUGCCCGGGCCUCCUCCUGCCGGUGAUUACUACUGGUGGGAGGCCGGUGCCCUGUGGGGCGCAAUGAUCGACUACUGGCACUUCACCGGCGACAGCACCUACAAUGAUGUCGUGACGGAUGCCAUGCUCUUUCAAGGCUUCUGGGGCAUGUCCGCCAUGACUGCCGCCGAAAACAACUUCCCCAAUCCGCCCUCAGACGAGCCUCAGUGGCUUGCCCUCGCCCAAGCCGUCUUCAACACACAAGCAGAUCCUAUAAGACAUGACAAUACCUGCAACGGUGGUCUGCGCUGGCAGAUUCCCCUGUCGAAUAACGGAUACGAUUACAAGAACAGCAUUGCGAACGGCUGCUUCUUCAACCUCGGUGCACGGCUGGCUCGCUACACCAACAAUCAGACCUACGCCGACUGGGCCGAGAAGACUUGGGACUGGGUUCGAGGUGUCGGGUUCAUGGAUGCUGACUACAACAUUUACGAUGGUGCUCAUGUCGGUACUAACUGCACCGACAUAAACAAGGCUCAGUUUUCCUACAACAACGGCGUCUUCCUGCUCGGUGCCGCUCACAUGUACAAUUACACGAACGGAGACGAGACCUGGAAGUCGCGUGUGCAGGGACUCCUUGACGCCACCAUCAAAGUCUUCUUCCCCGACAACAUAGCCUACGAAGUGGCUUGCGAAGAGCACAUGACUUGCACGACCGACAUGCUGAGUUUCAAGGGCUACGUUCACCGGUGGUUGGCUACCAUGACCCAGAUUGCACCCUUCACGCACGACCAGAUCAUGAAUGUCUUGGAAACUUCGACGCAGGCGGCCAUCAAACAGUGCACAGGGGGUACGUCAGGCACUCAGUGCGGGUUCCAGUGGUCCAGUGGCUCGUUCGACGGCAGCGUAGGCGCUGGGCAGUCCAUGAACGUCUUGGGCGCUGUUUCUUCACUGCUGGUUGCAUCAGUCGAGGCACCCGUAACCAACGCCACAGGUGGCACAAGUGUCGGCAACAACAACGCCGGUUCUUCGUCUGACAGUUUCAUGGGAGACUCGAGACCGCCAACCACUGGCGACAAGGCCGGUGCAUCGAUCCUCACAAUCCUGGUCCUGGUCGCUGCCGGGGGCACCUUUGGAUGGAUGUCGACAGGCAUAUAA
Messenger RNA from Diaporthe citri, 1308 nucleotides. RefSeq lists its product as uncharacterized. The record is from RefSeq and is a predicted model, not a curated record. Gene Ontology annotation, molecular function: mannan endo-1,6-alpha-mannosidase activity. Lineage: Eukaryota; Fungi; Ascomycota; Sordariomycetes; Diaporthales; Diaporthaceae. The transcript has 5 exons. Gene Ontology annotation, biological process: fungal-type cell wall biogenesis; carbohydrate catabolic process. The coding region runs from base 1 to 1308 and encodes 435 amino acids.